AUGCGAAGAUUGUUGGACAGCAGUUGGAUGAAGUUUGGACCAGCUGGAAGAGAUGACUGGGUGUCGGGGUCCCCCACACCGCCUACUGUGGAACAGCUGCAGGGUUACCACUGGAACGAGCUUUCGACAGAAAACGAUGUGAAAACGGAGAUUAUACUGUACGUCGUUAUCCCGCUUGCCACUUUCAUCGUUUGCGGAGUCGCGUUUGUCUUUUUUUACCGGAGAUUCAAGGGGAGCAAGCUCGGACUCACCAACAUCAUCGCUCUGGACCUGCUGGACCCGGAGCGCAACAUAGAGAUCCUCUCAUCCCUCACGGGGAACGCGGAACGAUUAAACAGCACCAGCUCAGACGUUUCGGACGGGGUCUUCCUCAUGGUUUACCUCCCGCCACCCUACGAGGAAACCCUGACAAAGAUCACCCGCGCCGCUAGCCUUACUAGCGGCAAAGACGUGGAGUCCGUAAGGUGUGAAGACCUUGAAGCCAAACUGUGUCCUGAGAUCAAGUCGAGCGGUGAAUACGUCUGA
Triplophysa dalaica is the source of this 525-nucleotide messenger RNA. RefSeq names its product small integral membrane protein 28-like. Bases 1 to 525 code for a protein of 174 amino acids. The transcript has 2 exons. The record is from RefSeq and is a predicted model, not a curated record. Lineage: Eukaryota; Metazoa; Chordata; Actinopteri; Cypriniformes; Nemacheilidae.